AUGGUAGAGCUGCUACAAAAAGGGAAUCUGUGCCACAAAAAAAAGGACUCUUCUCUUUCAGCAGCCUUAUCCACCACAGAAUCAAACGUCAUGCCGGGCCAAACGGUGACACUGCAUUGUGCUCUCCUCACCAACCGGCGCCGCCGAUUCUGCGGUACACAGCAGCAUCGCGACAUCCGGCUGAAAUGGGUGGAUGAGGCAGGCGAUGAUGUGCUGGAAGAUUCCCAGCAUCAGAUUUGGCCUCAGUCUCCGUGCGAUGUUACUCUGACUGUUGCCCUCCAGAGAGACGACAGGAGGAAAUUUAAGUGCCAGGCGACUGUGAAUGAAGAGUUCACGGCGUCAGAGGAGAUCCCGCUCAGAGUCCCAGGUCGCAAAGGAAGAGGAAGAGGCAUGAUGAUCGAAUUAGACACAGAAGAUAAUGAAGAUUCAGGUGGCCAGCAGGAGGUGACCGGUGUGGCUGUUGGGGUGGUGGGGUGCGUGGUGCUGGCGGCGGUGGUUGCACUGUUUGUGCUGAACAGAAAAAGGGCGAAUAGACAGCUGUCUGAUGUCCCGGGUGACACAACCAGCGCUGACGAUGAUGGGAGUGCAGAUGAUGUCACCUACGCUGACAUUAAUCUCCCCACUGGCUCUGAAGCAUUGAGAGACACUGAGUACCAAGCCACAGUCUACGCCUCCAUCCGAACGGCAGCAUGAACCAGGCUAACCGGCUCCAGGCCUGGGACGUUUAGCUGCAGACUACUGCUCUUUGUUUUGGACUAAAGUUGUGCUGUGCAUCACUUACAGCACCUGUUGAAUCAGGGCUUCUGUUUUACACAUGGAAUCACAUUAAUCUCAUUGCAAAACAGUCAAAAAUUA
Myripristis murdjan (pinecone soldierfish) is the source of this 855-nucleotide messenger RNA. RefSeq lists its product as uncharacterized. The transcript has 5 exons. Lineage: Eukaryota; Metazoa; Chordata; Actinopteri; Holocentriformes; Holocentridae. The record is from RefSeq and is a predicted model, not a curated record. Bases 1 to 693 code for a protein of 230 amino acids.